Molecule: messenger RNA, 699 nt
Organism: Lampris incognitus (smalleye Pacific opah)
Lineage: Eukaryota; Metazoa; Chordata; Actinopteri; Lampriformes; Lampridae
Product: transmembrane protein 179-like
Exons: 4
Coding region: 1-699 (232 amino acids)
Source: RefSeq, a predicted model, not a curated record
AUGGCACUCGACAAUUUAAUUUUCGCGCAAUGUAUCCUCUAUUUUCUCGCCUUUGUGUUCGGCUUUAUUGCUGUGGUGCCUCUCUCCGAAAAUACGGAGGAUUUCCGGGGGAAGUGUCUGCUUUUCACGCGAGGCAUGUGGCAGAACGAGAACAUCACCGUGUCGAAGCAGCGGUUCAUCGUGGAGGAGUGGGGACCCGAGUCCUCCUGCAGUUUCAUCACUUUUGUCGGGAUAGCGUCUCUCAUCCUGUCCGCAGUGCAGGCAUGGAGACUGCUGUUCUUUCUGUGCAAAGGACACGACGACUCAUUUUUCAAUACCUUCCUGAACCUGGUGAUCAGUUCCCUGGUGGUGUUCACGGUCUUCCUGUCCAGCACCAUUGUGACUGUAGGCUUUAACCUCUGGUGUGAUGCCAUCACAGAGGGGGGGAGCAUGCCCAGCAGCUGUGAAGACCUACAGGACACCGACCUGGAGCUUGGCCUGGACAACUCUGCUUUCUAUGACCAGUUUGCAAUAGCUCAGUUUGGCCUUUGGGCUGCUUGGCUCACCUGGCUGGGGAUAGCAGUGAUGGCCUUUCUGAAGGUCUACCACAACUACAGACAAGAGGACCUGCUGGACAGUCUGGUCCAUGAGAAGGACCUGCUGCUUGGGCGUUCAUCACGCCGCAACUCCGAUAGCGACCUCAAGACUGGCCUGAUAUAA